GACAGAGCAGCUGACACACAGAUCUGGCUGCUUAGCUGUCAGGCUUAAGGAUGGCUCCUAGCAACAGCUGCGUGGUCCACAUGGCGGAGGACCGGUUGCUGGUGAAGGAGAAGAACAAGUUGAGGAAGCCGGUGGUGGAGAAAAUGCGCCGUGACCGGAUUAACAGCAGCAUUGAGCAGCUGAAGGUCUUGCUGGAGAGAGAAUUCCAGAGACACCAGCCGAACUCCAAGCUGGAGAAAGCCGACAUCUUAGAAGUGGCCGUCAGUUACCUGAAGCAGCAGCGUCACAUGCAGGGCCAAGCAUUCAGCCACAAGAGUCCCGAACUUGAUUUUAACACUGGCUACCUGCGUUGCUUGAGGGAAGCCAUGUAUUUCCUCUCCUUCUGUGAACCCAAGAGGGAAACCCAGGCCCGGCUGAUUAAGCACUUCUGCAAAGUCCAUGUGAUUGCAGACGGCGUGCGCCCCCCGGCAACUUCUGCCCCCUCUGCAAUGUGCUGCCUGCCGCCAUCUUCUUGCCCCCCACCCAAGAAACAGUCUACUAACAAGAGCCCACCGGUGCCGGCGGCUGCCGCCAUCUGGAGACCGUGGUAG
Elgaria multicarinata webbii is the source of this 590-nucleotide messenger RNA. RefSeq names its product transcription factor HES-5-like. Gene Ontology annotation, cellular component: nucleus. The record is from RefSeq and is a predicted model, not a curated record. The transcript has 3 exons. The coding region runs from base 51 to 590 and encodes 179 amino acids. NCBI's taxonomy places the organism in Eukaryota, Metazoa, Chordata, Lepidosauria, Squamata, Anguidae. Gene Ontology annotation, molecular function: DNA-binding transcription factor activity, RNA polymerase II-specific; protein dimerization activity; RNA polymerase II cis-regulatory region sequence-specific DNA binding. Gene Ontology annotation, biological process: regulation of transcription by RNA polymerase II; regulation of neurogenesis; anterior/posterior pattern specification.